AUGGCAGCGCCGAAAGCAGCCGUUUCCAGAUUGCGGGGGAUAAGGACGUCCAAAAGGGCUGACAAAUCACUUCCAGCGUCCACUCGGAACUUUAUGGAAAGACUGCCAUCUGAGAUCCUGAUUAAGAUUCUGUCAUACCUGGAUGCCUCCGCACUUUUCAGCAUCAGCCACGUCAAUAAACUUUUCCAUCAGCUUGCCAACGAUAACGCUCUGUGGAAGAAGAUAUACAUAGCGGAGCUUGGCAAGAAGAAAAAGCGGGAACCCAAGUGCAUUGACGAGCUGCUGCUGAGGAUGGAGGAUGGAGCUGCAGGCUACUGGAAAUGGCUGUACUUCAAGACUGUAGCCGCACGUGACAUGAACAAGUGGAAAAGACAUCUUGGACACAUCAGCCGUUACACUGGGUUACCCAGCCAAACAGAACAGGUCCUCAGAAACUUGGACAUCACCUGGGAACUGACGGUCACUGAUAAGUCAGGGCAUGAGAGCACUUUGGAGCUGAGCCGGUCCCAGUUCUUCGAGACUUCUGUGACACUGUGCUGGAGCGCGGGAUGCUACUUGCCCAGCUACCAGCAGAUUUCCACCCUUCAACUUCACGGCGUCAGGAGGAUAGCCCUCAACUGCCCCGGCCUAAAGAAACCUGGCUGGAGGUCCCUCAUGGCAAAGUUAGACAUGCAGGCUCUAACUAAAAGCGCGCAGGUCAUUGGCCAGGACAGACUGGUGCAGCUGCAGUUGCUACAGCCUGGCAUCAUCAUCGGUGUCUGGAGGGACCAGAGCUCCGUUGCCUUCAUCAUGUUCACCCUCCACUUCCACAAGCUGGUGGAAAGAAGCACUCAGGGAUCAUCUGUUUGUCCCUUUGUGGAGCCAGUGGUCAAGCCUCCUUUCGAUGACAUAGACCCUGAAUGCGGUCUCCAUGGAUACCAACUACACAUUGUUCUCCACAACACCGUAUGCAAGCUCAUGUCCGGAAGCUUCUCCCAGCUCUUCUGCCGAAGAACUCAGAUCUCAGAUGGACUGAUCCAGCUUACUGCCAUCAGCAGUACAAACUUGUCGCAGCACACUCGUCUGUCUUGCAGCACCACCCUGUGCUGGCAGUGUGAGGCCCUGCAGGGAGCAGUGGAGAAUUGCUGCAUCAUGAGUCUAACCCUGCUGGAUGAAUUCAAGAAACCCUUCACCUGUGUCACUUCUCCCGUGGCCAUGACGCUGGAAAAGACGCCCGUUUCUUAUGACUAUGACGGUGAGCACUACCUGAUCCACCACCAGGACUCAGACAGUCAGGUGAAGAUGGAGCUCGUACGGUUAAAGGACCAGCAGCACUUUGUCCUCGUCAGUUUAGUCGUCUAUUUGAGCGUUUACAGUGUCAACAAGCAUUUUGGCAGAGAUUACUGA
Stegastes partitus (bicolor damselfish) is the source of this 1386-nucleotide messenger RNA. It is a transcript of the gene fbxo15, whose product is annotated as F-box protein 15. Bases 1 to 1386 code for a protein of 461 amino acids. NCBI's taxonomy places the organism in Eukaryota, Metazoa, Chordata, Actinopteri, Pomacentridae. Gene Ontology annotation, molecular function: protein binding. The record is from RefSeq and is a predicted model, not a curated record. Gene Ontology annotation, cellular component: SCF ubiquitin ligase complex. The transcript has 9 exons.